This is a messenger RNA of Hirundo rustica (Barn swallow), 1517 nucleotides long. It is a transcript of the gene XG, whose product is annotated as Xg glycoprotein (Xg blood group). NCBI's taxonomy places the organism in Eukaryota, Metazoa, Chordata, Aves, Passeriformes, Hirundinidae. The transcript has 10 exons. Gene Ontology annotation, biological process: positive regulation of neutrophil extravasation; T cell extravasation; homotypic cell-cell adhesion. The record is from RefSeq and is a predicted model, not a curated record. The coding region runs from base 608 to 1093 and encodes 161 amino acids.
UUACGUUAUUGAACUAAAUACUCUAAGUCAUUAUUUCUCCCACCCAUUGGGAAAGGAAACAUUAUCAGUUUACCAUUAUUCUCCACUCCACUCCAGUAGUUCUGCAGUCAUGUCCCACAGAUUAGCUGCUGCCCAUCAUGGCCUCAUGAGCUGCCAUUGACUUUCAGUUCUGGGAAUUAGUGUAGUUUUUGUACAUGCUUCAAUCAGACUGUGUGGUAGAAUGAAAAAAAUACUGUUCUUUCUAGGUCCAAACUGCAAGUUGAUCCCUGUGAGGUACCUUUACCUUCAAACUGAGUUAAAAUGGAUGGCACAACAAGGAGUGCUCUCCUGUUCCUGUGGCACACCCUCUUCACUUCCAUUUCUUAUUCUAGUCUACCUCCUUUGAGGAUAACGAGGAGUUAUCAUCAGGAAUAGGAGGAAAAAUAAUCAGAGGAGGAUCUUGUUGUAUGUUGGAAUUGUGAGCUUGGGUGUGGUGGUGAGAAAUAAUCUUUGUACAGAGCUGCUGGUUCCAAGAGUCUCCCUCAAACCUUGGCACUGCAGUUGCAACAUCUGCCAUCAUUGCUGGUAAAAAACCAACUGCUGCAAUCAAGGCACUGCAUAGAAGAGCAUGGAGAAAUUCAGGAGUAUUUUUCUUUUGUGCCUUGGCUUUCUUCUAGUCUGUGUAAGAGGUCAAGGUGAUUUUGAUUUAGCUGAUGCCCUUGAUCACCCUGAUGACAUCAUUACCAGGAAGCCUACGGUGAUCAGAAGACCGACGAGACCAGUGUUCAACAAUGAUCUGCAUUUAGGAGAUGCUCUUGGUGGGGGUGACAUCUCAAGAAAACCUUUAUACCCACCUCUUCCACCACGCCCAGGAAGCUAUGGUAAUUCUGGAGGUUUUGAUGACUCAGAUCUCCUUGACGGAAAGCCUCUACCACCAGGAGAAGAGGAGCAUCAUUUCAAUCAUGGAGGGAACACAGAUUCGGGUUUAAUAGCAGGAGUUACCUCUCCUGUAAUUUCUGCAUUUGUAAUACUGGUUGUUGGAUCAAUAGCUGCCUACACUGCUUACAAGAAUAAGAAACUUUGUUUCAAACCACGUGGAGGGGCUACAGUGUAAACUACUGAAAGAAGAGUUGCUGUCUGAACACAGACUCCUUUGGUUGGUGACAUUCUACAUUGCCAUUCCGACAGAAGAAAAUCUUCCUCUAACGGACGUUUUCCUGAGACAUUGCAAUCCUGCUCUCUCUAACCUGACGUCACUUUUGCACCUUGAGCUUUAUGUCAUCAAAGAUAUGCUUAAAACAUCCAGGGGUUGUAUUGUACUCUCUGACCUGCAUUCAUAAGGGUCAGAUACAGAUUUUGACUCAAAAAUUAUCUUAAGUACAAAGAAAUCAAGUUUGAUAUAAGCUAAAAAUGGAAAGAUUUGGGUUUGUGAGGAUUUGAGUCACCAAAUAAUUUUUUUUUCAGUUUUCAAAAUUUUCCAAAAAACCUAGUUCUUCUGAUAGAAUUGGGAUAAAGAGUUUGCCAUCUCCUUUCACACU